Molecule: messenger RNA, 1519 nt
Organism: Theobroma cacao (cacao)
Lineage: Eukaryota; Viridiplantae; Streptophyta; Magnoliopsida; Malvales; Malvaceae
Product: WAT1-related protein At3g28050-like
Cellular component (GO): membrane
Molecular function (GO): transmembrane transporter activity
Source: RefSeq, a predicted model, not a curated record
UAUGCCUAGUCACCCCUCAGCAAUAACAGUACCUUACAAUUUCACAAAAACCAUUUUUACAGUGUUUUUCUCUGGGGGCUGUUUCUGUUUGGUUUUAAGAGAAACUGAGACAAGAAAAGAUGGUGUCGAGAUGGAGUUACUGUUACAAGGAUGUGCUGCCAUUCUCAGCUAUGGUGACAAUGGAGUGUGCAAACGUGGGGCUAAACACACUUUUCAAAGCAGCUACUUUGAAGGGCAUGAGCUACCACGUUUUUGUGGUCUAUGCUUAUGCUAUAGCUGCUCUUGUUCUCCUUCCUGCUCCUUUCUUCUCUUACAGAUCAAGAGUGCUUCCUCCACUCAGCUUCCCUAUUCUAUGCAAAAUUGGACUUCUUGGACUUAUAGGGAGUUCAUCUCAGAUCAUGGGGUACACAGGCAUCAAUUACAGUUCUCCCACUCUUGCUUCUGCAAUCAGCAACCUCACACCAGCUUUUACCUUCAUCCUAGCUAUCAUUUUCAGAAUGGAGAAGCUCGUUUGGAAGAGAACAAGCAGUGCGGCUAAAGUGAUGGGCACCAUAAUAUCAGUUACAGGUGCAUUUGUGGUGACUCUCUACAAGGGCCCUGCAAUAGUCAUAGCCUCAACACCUUCCAUGUCACUUCAACAACCCCUUAAUCCAUCAAAAUCAAAUUUGGUUUUUGGUGGACUUCACUCUGCAAAUCCAAACUGGGUCAUUGGUGGCGUUUUCCUCACUGCUGAGUAUAUGCUGGUUCCACUCUGGUACAUUGUUCAGACACAGAUCAUGAAGGAGUAUCCAGCAGAACUAACGGUAGUCUUCUUUUACAAUUUAUGUGUGAGCUUCAUAGCUGCAAUUGUUGGUUUAGCCUCAGAAAGAAAUGCAAGUGCUUGGAGAAUAAGACCAGACAUAGCAUUGGCCUCUGUCGUUUGCUCAGGACUCUUUGGUUCUUGCUUGAACAAUACCGUCCAUACAUGGGCUCUGCGCUUGAAGGGACCUGUUUUCGUGGCAAUGUUUAAGCCGUUGUCGAUCGCCAUUGCUGCUGCCAUGGGUGUGAUGUUCCUAGGUGAUACUCUCCAUCUUGGGAGUCUCAUUGGAGCAACAAUAAUAUCGAUUGGAUUUUAUACGGUGAUGUGGGGAAAAGCAAAAGAAGAGAUGGCGGAGGAAUAUGUCAGUGCCACUGACAGCAGCAGAGUGUCACCAUCUGCCCACAAAGUCCCCCUGCUGCAAAGCUAUAAAAACGAACAUGUCUAGAUAGUACAAACAAACGCAUGUCAAAAAACACAUUGCUUAACUACUAUCUGCAAACGGAAAAAGAACAUCUGCAGUUAAGAGUACAGGAGAUGGAUCAUUUCUUAACUGCAAAGAGGUUACAAAGUCUGCUUUAGACCUCGGCCUCCCCCAUUUCAGGCUUCGGUCCAUGUCAAAUCCAUCUGCCUGCAAAAUUUGUGCAUAGAAAACAGAUGGUACAACCUAUAGAUGGAUGAUGUAAUUACCCCAAACUUAAGAAAAAUUUUAAUUUUGCUCUC